AUGUCACAAGUGAGGAUGAGUUGCGAUACGGCUAGUCUCGGUGUCAUGAUUCCGCUGAAGCCUGAAGCUGCCGGCUGCACUGAACGGUCAAUUAAAAAUAUUCGCUCCAAUCUACGGCUAUCUGGUAGUGUCAAAACACCUCUGAAUCGUGUGGGGUGGCCGACGAAGCAUAACACCAGUGAUGUUACUGUAGAAGCGCUCUGUGACAAUCUGCUCGAAAAGCCUGACCUAUACCUAGCUGAGAUGCUGUUACCUCUAUGGGAUGAGUUAAACACACUGCCAACAAAAUUCACUAUUAGCUGA
This is a messenger RNA of Talaromyces stipitatus ATCC 10500, 303 nucleotides long. RefSeq lists its product as uncharacterized. The transcript is spliced from 2 exons. NCBI's taxonomy places the organism in Eukaryota, Fungi, Ascomycota, Eurotiomycetes, Eurotiales, Trichocomaceae. The record is from RefSeq and is a predicted model, not a curated record. The coding region runs from base 1 to 303 and encodes 100 amino acids.